Micromonas commoda is the source of this 2229-nucleotide messenger RNA. RefSeq names its product ATP-binding cassette superfamily. Gene Ontology annotation, molecular function: ATP binding; ABC-type oligopeptide transporter activity; ATP hydrolysis activity. The transcript has 2 exons. The record is from RefSeq and is a predicted model, not a curated record. Gene Ontology annotation, biological process: transmembrane transport. The coding region runs from base 1 to 2229 and encodes 742 amino acids. Lineage: Eukaryota; Viridiplantae; Chlorophyta; Mamiellophyceae; Mamiellales; Mamiellaceae. Gene Ontology annotation, cellular component: membrane.
AUGCCCCUCGCGAUCAGAGCCGCGGCGUCCGUCGGCGCGCGCGCCGCGAUCGCGUCCCGCCGGCCGCGAACAGCCGUGCCGGUAUUGUCGGCGGUGCGCGCGCCUUGGCGGACGAGCCGAUGCGCGCAAACCGCCGCCGCUCCGUCGCGAUCUUCCGUCGCGGUGCGCGCGCGCCGCGUGUGUGCGCGUUCGACGAGGAGGGUGCGGACGCGCGCGAUCGCCGCGUCGGACCCCGAGGAGCCCCGCAUCGCUGCGCGGGACCUCCCAUUCGACGCGAGCGCACCGGCAGAUGGACGAGAUGCGACUUCGACGGCGGAGGAUAAGGCGAGGUUCGAGGCGGGCGAGCGCGCCAGGCUCUCCCUCGGCGAGUCCCUCGACCUCAUCCCGGCGGUGUGGAGAGUCGUGCGGCGUCGAUGGCCCAGGGUGAUGAUCGCCGCGUUAUCCAUGGCCUUCGCCACCGGCCUCCUCCUCUCCGCCCCGGUGCUCUCGUCCAGGCUCAUCGAGGUGCUCAUCGGCCAGCGACCCGACGCGCAGUUCCCGAAGCUCCUCGCGUCCAUAACCUUCAUAUACGUCAUGGAACCCGUGCUGACGUUCUUCUACGUCAGGAACGUGUGCGCGGUGGGCGAGGAGGUGGUGGCGAGGCUGAGGGAGGACCUGUUCAGGGCGCUGUUGGUGCAGAGGAUCGAGUUCUUUGACCGGAAUCAAACGGCGAAGCUCGCGGCGACCCUCUCCGUGGAACUCGGAACCGUUCGCACCCUCGUCGCCGCCAACGUAUCGCGCGAUCGCGGGUUCAGGGCGAUCGGCGAGUGCCUCGGGACCUUGGCGGUGCUGUGGCGCAUCGCGCCGAAGCUGGCGCCCGUGCUCGGCUUCAGCGUCGUGUCACUCGCCGCCGUCACCGCCGUCUUCAAUCGCAAAAACGGGAAACUCUUCGCCGCCGACGCCGCGGCGCAGGGAGCGGUGUCCGCGGCGGCGUCCGCGACGCUGGGCGCCGUGCGCACGGUCCGUUCCUUCGGCGGCGAAGCCCUCGCGUUUUUAAGGUUCGGGGAGGACGUGGCCAAGGCCAGGGCGUCGGGAGCUGACGUGUCCAACGCGAGAGCCGGGCUCGAGGUUGCCAACCGCGGAUGCGUGUACGCUUCGUUGAUCACCCUCUACGCUUUCGGAGGAUGGCUCGUGAAGACGGGCGCGGUGCCCGUGGGGUCCUUAAUCGCCGCGGUGGGGUACACGUUCGGGCUCAUCUUCGCGACGCAGGGCGUGGUCAACACCCUCGCCGACGCAAACGCCGCGAAUUCCGCGCUGAAACGUGCCACGUCGCUCGUGACUGAAUCGGUCCCGGAUCCGUCGCUGGUGACACGGAUCGAGCGCGUGGACGUGACGAUGGACGAGGACGAGGGUGGUGAGGAUGGGGGUGCCGUCGAGGGUGUCGUCGGGUGGGCGCAAUCGCGCGCGAACCGCGCGAGGAACGCGGCGAGAUCCGGUGACGUGACGCUGGAAGACGUGUACUUUGCCUACCCGGGGCGGACGGACUCGGACGUCCUGAGGGGCGUGAACCUCACGCUGCGUCGCGGGAAGACCACCGCGCUCGUGGGCAGCAGCGGCGCGGGGAAGAGCACGGUGACGCAGCUCCUAUGCCGGUUUUACGAACCGGACGCCGGGACCGUCGCCGUCGGCGGGGUGAACCUCGCGGAGGGGUUCGACAGCGUCGACUGGCUCGACGCCAUCGCCCUCGUGGGCCAGGAGCCAAAGCUGUUCGCGGGGACGGUGCGCGAGAACAUCGCGUACGGCAGGGCAGGCGCGGUCGGCCGCUCCGACGAGAUCGUCGCCGCGGCCAAGGCUGCCAACGCGCACGAUUUCAUCGUCGAGUUACCCGAAGGGUACGAUACGCCCGUGGGCGAAGGCGGCGGCGCGCUGUCCGGCGGGCAGCGUCAGCGCGUGGCCAUCGCCAGGGCCAUCCUCAAGGACGCGCCGAUCCUGAUCCUCGACGAGGCGACGAGCGCGCUGGACGCGAGGUCGGAGGCGGCGGUGCAGUCCGCGCUGGAGCGACUGAUGCGGGGCAGGACGACGCUGGUCAUCGCGCAUCGGCUGGCGACGGUGCAAGCCGCGGACGCCAUCGCGGUGAUGGAGAAGGGGAAGGUGGUAGAGUUUGGGUCGCACGCGGAGCUGUCGGUGCGCGAGGGGGGGGUGUACAGCGCGCUGGUCAACUCGCAGAGGCUGUCGUUCGCGGAUGCGUGA